Messenger RNA from Penicillium angulare, 1569 nucleotides. RefSeq lists its product as uncharacterized. NCBI's taxonomy places the organism in Eukaryota, Fungi, Ascomycota, Eurotiomycetes, Eurotiales, Aspergillaceae. Bases 1 to 1569 code for a protein of 522 amino acids. The transcript is spliced from 4 exons. The record is from RefSeq and is a predicted model, not a curated record.
AUGGAUUCUACAACCAACGCCGAUACAAUUCUCGCGAUUCUCAAAGAACGGGAUACUCUGGUCAAACGUGAUGUGAUAGAAUCUGCCUUGGGGGAUUCAACAGUAGGUCCCAAGAAUGCGGAAUGGGCGGCCAAGCAUUUGCGAUCAGAAACUCUACUAUCGAAGGAGGAGCUUUCACUGUACGAGCGGUAUACUAAACUAGAAAACUCCGGUGCCCUCCAGCCUAUCCUUCGUGAACCCAGUCUCGGUGCGACGCGACCCUUUCUUGAGACCGACAUACAAAGCGCAAUCGACUCCCUCGAGGCAUCAACGGUUACCAUUAAACAGCAGUCACAUGUGCUAUCAUUGCAAUGUGAGGCGGUCAAAAAAAAGUUGCGGCGGGAAGGCUCUCUAGAUCAAGAUAGGAGUCGGGAUAUUGCGCGUUUGCGAAAAAAGCAUGAGUCUGGAAAGCAAAACGCGACAGUCUUGGCAAAUGAACUCGCCGACAACCUCGAGGAUAGUUUCAGAAGCGAGAUGGAUAAUGUGGGAAUAGAGAGCAAACGGAUCUUGACGUCGUUGUCCGCUCGCUUGAAGCAUGAUGAUAAGGCUUUAGCAACGAUGGAGAGCUUGAUGGCCGAAACAAAGUCAAAUGGCAAUGACGCAUCUACUUUGAAGCGAGCUGCAUACCUAAGUGGAAUGCUUGCAGACUAUAGUGCCGAGGAAAUUCAUUAUCGCCUGGACCGACUAUACCUCGAAGCAAUUCAAGCCAAAGGCUUGGAUCGCAGCCCAGCGGCGGAAAUCGAGACAGUUACUGCACUAGUGGAAGAACUGGAGUCCCUCUAUCCCGAGAUCGAGAUCCUGGCCGAAAUGUCCACCAGGCAACAAUUCCAUGAGCCCAUUCUACGUGAAAUCCAUCAUGAGCACAGCCAGCUUCGGGCAGCGUCACAGACGAGGCUGGAGCAAAUUCUUGACGUCUUAAUUGACAUGACUGUAUCCAAGGAAGCGUUGACAACUCAGCUUGCGGGUCGUGAAUCAUCGUGCGAGUUACUGGAGCAAAUCGCAACCCUCCAUCAAACCGAGACCGCAAGCCACCUGGUAGCUCAGCCCUCGUCUCGUCGGGAGUCUUUGAGACGACGAUCCCUGCUGCCUGGUUCGAAUACCGGUUCGAAUAUAGGCAACACGCGGACCCCUGCUUCAUUGCCCGAGCAGCCUUCGCUGGAGAACCUCUUGCGUCGUAUCGGAGUGUCCCCAGAUUCUGUGCUCAAACCGCGCGUAGAAGACGGUGGUGCACCGGGGCUCUUUGACAAGCGCAUUCAAAUGUUGGAGACACUGCGGCAUCUCGAAAACAGCGGAGAAAUAUCCUUAGUGACCCAUUUAAUGCAAUCGGAUCAUGCCUCGCAGUUACUGACAUCAUCGUUGCGCAGCAAUUCCCGAUUUGAAACGACUUUGCAAGAUCCUCGGUUAGAAGAGGCAUUGUUGGGCCUGGAGGCAGAGCUCGCCUCGCUUAAGAAGGGGGUGCAAGGGUUGGAUAUUAAUUUGCUCCAUCAACGUGAUAAGUCCCAAGUGAAAUUCUUAGAACGAUGGCAUUAA